This is a messenger RNA of Achroia grisella, 4144 nucleotides long. It is a transcript of the gene Ago2, whose product is annotated as protein argonaute-2-like. Bases 162 to 3362 code for a protein of 1066 amino acids. The record is from RefSeq and is a predicted model, not a curated record. The transcript has 24 exons. Lineage: Eukaryota; Metazoa; Arthropoda; Insecta; Lepidoptera; Pyralidae. Gene Ontology annotation, molecular function: protein binding; RNA binding.
UGUCUAGAACACCAACAAUCAUUUAUUGAUUCUAGAAUCUAUAGUAUUGUUUAGUAUGCAAUUGUAUAGUUCUAGACUUGCUCUAUAGAAUAUCUACCCAAGCCACGAAGGGAUUGACACAUUAUCUUAUAUAUUUCCUUGGAAUAUACUAAAUAAUAAAAAUGGGGCGAGGAGGAAAGAAAAAAGGAGACAAGAAGAAUAAGGAGACAGAAGACGUAUCCACAACUGAAGCUCUUUCUACCUCUGACGUACCAUCUACGUCUACCAGUACAAUGGAAGUGGAGACAACAACCAAACCAACCGAACCUGAAGAAGAUAAUGAUAUUGGUUUAGGCGGGGGUAAAAAACGUAAUCCACGUAAAAAGAAAUCCACACAAGAAACUGCAGCAUCUUUAACUGAAACUGGUAGUAAAGAUCAGAAAAUGACUGGGGAACUAGAAAAAAGUAUGAGUUCAUUAACGUUGAGCCAACCACCAACUUCUGGUAAACCAUCAGAGGAGGAAAUCAAACCGUCCGGACCUGAUGAGGAUACAGGUUUAGGAUUAGGUUUGGGAGGUGGUAAAAAACGGAAUCCACGAAAAAAAAAGAAAAAUUUUGUACCCAUUCCUAUUACUAUAUCGACAUCAACAGCAACAGCAACAGCAACGGCAGAAGUUCCAGUGAUAGCGCAGGACUUGCCAUCGCCAUCAGUCUCUGAAGUACCCUUUGCAAGUUCACAGAAAUCUCAAGCUUCUUCAGGAUGGAGUAAACCUCAAUUACAACCUCAAAGCAGCCAGCAGAGCUCCUCGGGUUAUGGUGGAACAUGGAGACAGCAACAGCCUACGCAGCCAUCGUCACGACCACCUAUACAACACUCAGAACGCACAAGUAAACCACAAAGACCCGUGGAACAGACUCCAUACGCCUCAACUACAGGAGCCGGACCAGCUUUUCAAAGUUGUUUUAGAAUACCGCAUAAAAUUAUUACUAAUGCGCCACAAGCGAAGUAUCAAUCAACUAAAGUGUUGACAAACUAUCUCAAAAUGAAUAUCGAACCUCGCAAAAUUCACCGCUAUGAUGUGACAUUUAGACCAGAUAAAGUGAAAAAAUUGAUACCCAAAGCAUUCAUAAUGGCCAAAAAUUUGCGAUUCCCAAAGGCAAUUGUUGCAUUUGAUCAAAUGAAGAAUUGUUAUACCUUGAAUCCGUUUUCAGAGGUACCGGAGAAUGAACGUUUAAUUAUUAAGGUGGAAGUAACUGAUAAUAAUGGAAAAAAGGUUCCAUUUGAGGUGUCCUUCAAACAUACAGGAGUGGUCGAUCUGGAUAAAAUAAUACAGUACAUGAAGACUGGUGGUACAUCUUUGAACCCGCCCUCUGAAGCAAUACAAUGUGUGGACGUGAUACUGAGACAAGGGACCUUGGAGUCAUAUGUCAAGAGCGGCCGUCAGUUUUACAAGCGCCCCCUCAACCCAGUGGAUCUGUCCGAUGGCUUGGAGAUGUGGACUGGAUUGUUCCAAUCCGCUAUAUUUACCAGCAGACCUUUUGUGAAUAUAGACGUUGUCCAUAAAGGGUUCCCUAAAAGCCAACCCCUUCUAACAGCAUUCAUGAAGGACUUUGGUUUAAAUCCAAAUCAAAAUUUGAUGCAGAGAAAUUGGGCUGUGUCGCCAUUCAAAGAUUUCAUUCGUGGCCUAAAGGUGGUAGCUGCAAUAGGUGGGGACACCACAGCCGGCGGACAGAAGCGUGAGUUCGUAUGCAACGGCACCGUGGGACCCGCUAAUGAGGAGACUUUUGAAUACACCGAUCCGAACUCAGGAAGAAAUACAAGAAUGACGGUUGCUGAUUUCUUUACUAAGAUAAAGGGAGUCAGACUCCAAUAUCCAAACCUCAAUUGUGUUUGGGUAGGAUCGAAGAGUAAGACGAUUUAUUAUCCAAUGGAGUUACUGGAGGUAUCAUAUGGACAGGCGAACAACAAACAGCUAACAGAGAAACAGUUAGCGACUAUGGUAAAAGAGGCGGCUACCGCACCAAGUGACCGAAAACGCAAAAUUGAAGAAGUCAUAAGAAGUAUGAAUUACCCAAAAAAUGAAAAUUUCAAGAAAUUUGGUUUAACAAUAGAUGAUCAAUUCCAUUUAGUGGACGCCAAGAUCCUUGCACCACCUCAAUUAGAGGUAGCACCUGGAAGAUCAUUAACGCCAAGAAAAGGCGCUUGGCAAACAAAUGGUCUCUUGAAAGCGAGUUCUUGGAAAAAAUUGAACGUAAUAAGUUUGAUGAUGAAAGUAGCAGGAGAAAUGGGAAUGACAGCCUCAAGACCUGAGAUGACACAAUUCAAUGGAACAAUGAGAGAUUUGCAAUAUAUCUUUGUCACUGCUUUGAAAAAGGGAAUUAAAUUCCUAUUUGUGAUUGUCGGAACACGUGCGCGUGAUUUAUAUCAUAAGGUCAAGAGAACAGCGGAAAGAGAAGUUGGUAUUCUGACGCAGUGCGUAAAAGAAUUCACAAUGAAUCGUCGUAUGAACGCGCAAACUGCACGCAAUAUACUUCUAAAGGUCAAUUCUAAAUUGAUGGGUAUUAACCACGCGCUAGACACCAGCUCCUUACCUCGAUGUUUGAGCGGCGGUGAUGUUAUGGUAGUCGGUGCUGACGUUACACAUCCUUCACCCGAUCAGUCGUCCGUACCAAGUAUUGCUGCUGUGACAGCCUCAAUAGAUCCGAAGUGUUAUCAAUACAAUAUUGAAUUGAGUAUUCAAACUCCAAAGCGAGAAAUGAUUAUGCAGUUUGAAGAUAUGAUGGUGGAUCAUCUGAAGGUAUACAAACAAAAGCAGAACAAGUUGCCUAGAAAGAUAUAUGUUUUCCGCGAUGGUGUUUCAGAGGGACAGUUUGCACAGGUGAUGGCUAGUGAGCUCACAGCAGUACACAAUGCAUAUCAGAGGAUGACUGGAAAUCCAAAUAUGAAGCCUGAAGUACUAUUUUUACUCGUUCAGAAACGACAUCACACGAGAUUGUUUGUACCAAAUAGCCCCCAAAACGUGGAGCCUGGCACAGUGGUUGACAAAGAAAUUGUUCAUGCAACUGAAUUGGACUUUUAUUUGGUAUCUCACCAGGCUAUAAAGGGCACAGCCCGUCCGACCCGCUAUCACGCAGUGUGUAAUGAUGGAAAGAUCCCCUCCGACGAAGUCGAGCAACUGACAUACUACUUAUGUCACUUGUACUCGCGCUGUAUGCGGGCCGUGUCCUACCCCACGCCGACUUACUACGCUCAUUUGGCGUGCCUCCGUGCGAAAUCUCUCACACAUGGUGAGCGAUAUAAUAACAAUGAAUUAGAGAGGCGUCCACAGCGUUUGCAUGUUAUGGACAGCAUACUGCAAUUAAGUCGUAUGUUCUUCGUAUAAUUGAAUAAAAGGAUCAAGAUUCUACUAUAUACCAUAUACAUUUAAUUUUUUAAUUAAUCUGCUUUUGCGAGAUAUUGCUUUAUAUAAUUUUAAUGUAUCAUGUAUUUUAUUCUGUAUGUUGAUGUAUUAUUUUUCGUUAGAGAUAUAAUUGUACAUUAGCAAACAACUUCAAUAGAGGUUUGAUACUAUCUGGCAGGGAUGCCAAAGCACAUAGAUUCAUCGUAAUAUUUGAUCUUGAUACGAUGACAUUUUUAUUGUUGUACAAGUUUGUGUGAGAUUAUAUCCUACAAAAAUCAGAUAAUGCUACGCAUCUACUACCACCUCCGAUCGAUUCCCCAUCCAAUUCAAACGGGGAUCGAUAUUAUGACGGCCCGACCCGAGGUUCGAACCCCUAGUGGUGCCCUCAGACUAAAGUCGUAUCCGUCAGGCGGGAGUUGGCCUUCAGCCGCUCCAUAAGUCCUUCCGCGGGUUUGGAGUGCCAUCUGCACUCGCCCCCUAUCGUCCGGUGAAGCUGUAAAGGCCAAUUGCGGCCAACACCAUUAGAAUAGUCCGAAAAAAAAAGCUACGCACAUGCUUGUCUCUAUGGUUACGUUCAUUUUGUUUACUUAAUUCUUGUUCAUAAAAAAAGAUUAUGUCCAUUGAUUUUAUAUAAAUAAUUUUUAAUUUAAUUGUACGUAUUAUACUAUGAUAUUAUAAAGUUUUUUAUUCUGUUAUAUACAAUAAUCUAUGACCGAAUUAUAAUCAUAUUUGUAUUAAUAACCAUUAAAUCUACCUAUACAGUA